Messenger RNA from Closterium sp. NIES-67, 11267 nucleotides. The record is from the annotation of a GenBank genome assembly. Lineage: Eukaryota; Viridiplantae; Streptophyta; Zygnematophyceae; Desmidiales; Closteriaceae.
GGAAAAGCACCAGAGCAAGCGCAGACAGCCACCAGUGCCUGUGGUACGUAGCAUCCCCCAGCGCGAAGCCAUCGACUUAGCUUACACCACCACCAGCUUCCAAGGCCCAACACUCACGUCAGGAACUUUGCCGCCACUAGGAGCACGACCCUGAUGAGUGGCGAGACGCGGAAGCCCAACCACGGGUAGCGUUAGGGGGAGGACGACUAGGGACCGCGGGAAAGCCUGAAACGACAGAGCAGGGAGGCGCAGGAGCGACUGGAAAGGAAGGGACGGCAGACCCAGGGAGUGAGGCGAAACAAAAGCUUAGGAGCGGGGAAGUCACCGGCAUGCAGAGUGCGUGCUGCCACGAACCCAACCGCGCCUCCUGGGCACCCCACGCGGAGAGCCGCCAGCUGUAGCAACUACGGUCCCAGCUAGAAAGCAAUGCUCGCAGCACUCCUUCGCCCCUGCAGCCGCCACCACCUGCUGCCCGUCGAUCCGCCAGCGCUGCCGCUGUCCGCGAAGUCCCCCCGCCCGCUGCUGCUGCUGUCCGUGCAGGCAGUGCAACCGGCGGGGCAGCCCAACGCAAGCAUGAAGAAACCGCUUCGCUCCCACCCCCGGCGGGCUGCUGCACCCGCGACAGCCGCGAGCAAGCUCAGGGUACUACGGCCCACUCGCUCCACCCCGCUGAAAGUCACCGCGGCGUCAGCAACAGCGGGUAGCGGAGGAAAGACGAGGGCGGGGAAGACGAGGGCGGGGAAAACUCCCGCCAAGACACCCAGGACUCCGGCGCCCAAGACACCAACCAAGUCGACCCCAGCCAAAGCGACCCCAGCCAAGUCGACCCCAGCCAAGUCGACCCCAGCCAAAGCGACCCCAGCCAAAGUGACCCCAGCCAAAGCGACCCCAGCCAAAGCGACCCCAGCCAAAGCGACCCCAGCCAAAGCGACCCCAGCGAAGACGCCCUUCACCAGAAGGUCCACGGAUCGUCGGCAGGCCGCGCUGGCCAAUGGCGCUUCGGAGCCUCGGAAACGAUCGAGGGGCGAGGCGGAGGCAGAGGAGGGCGAGGAGGAGGGGGAGGUGGCAGAGGUAGCGAUGGAGGUGGUAGAGGUAGCAGCGAUGGAGGUGGGCGAAAGUGGUGGGCGGCGGAGGAGCCUCCGCCCCCACAAGUCUCCAGCCUUCUACCAGGUGCCCGAGUGGCGGUCGCCUGCAGUGCGCAGGGCUGGCAGAUCCGAUGAAGAGCUCGGGGACUCGUCGGACGAGGCGGAUGACGAGGAGGAUGAGGAAGUGGAAGGGCAGGAGGAGCAGGGGAAUGCGGAGGAGGUGGAGGGGGAGAAACUGGGCAAAGGACGGAAGCUGGCGGGUGGUAGAGGGGGGGGAGUUGCAGGCAAGAUGGUGAGGGCCAGGGGAGUGAAGGUCAAGGCGGUGAGAGCAGGGAAACCAGCAAAAGCAGCAAAGGCGGGAAGGGCUGCGGCGAGGAAGUUUUUGGGGCGGGGGAAGAUGAAGCUGAUGGAUGUGUCCCAGGCCCGCCUCGCUGCAUUGGACAAUGUGGAUGACGCCAUGGCCCACGCUCACCCGUCGUCCAUUGACGCCUCCUGCUGCACGCGCUGCGCCAGCCGCGAGGCCUUCCGCGCCGUGCGCACGCGCAACGCCGCCCUGCUGGCCGCCGUGCUGAGGCGCUCUGCACGCACGCGCGUGGCGGACCCGCACCUGGAGUGGUCCCCGGAGUGCCACGUUGACCCCCUACGCGCAGCGCUGCUGGCGGGGGAGGUGCGGCUGGCGCGCAUGCUGCUGCUGGACCGCGAUCUGCAGGAGGCCAACGGGCUGCUGGGGCAAUGCGCAGUGGGGGAGGGGGGAGAGGGCGGGGGGUUGAGUGAUGAUGAGGAUGAGGGCCUGGGGGAGGGUGGUGAGGGGUCGGGGGAGGCUGGGGAAGGCGGGGGGUUGGGGCGGGAGGAGAACGUGGAGGGAGGUGCAACGGAUAUGGAGGCAGAGGAGGAGGAGGAGGAGGAGGCGGAAGAGGAGGAGGAGGAGGCGCAGAGGGGCACGAGGCGCAGGAAGCAAGGCAAGGGGGGGAAGGGGAAAGGGAAGGGGAAGGGCGGCAAGGGGAGUGAUGGUGGUGACAAGGGCCAAGGGAAGGGCGUGGGACGAUCGCAGGCCGCGUCGGGUGCACAGGACGUGGUAGCGGGGCAGGCGACGACGCGCAAGGGGAUGAAGGAACAGGCGAGCAAGAAGCACCAGGCCAAGGAGAAGGCACAGGCGGAGGAGGAGGAGAGCAGCCGUGUGGUGAGUGCGCGUGCUCGUCUGCCCGUGAGCUCCCUGGCUGGAAUCAGCACGGGCAGCAAGUCCUUCUACAUGCUUGGCACGGCCACGCGCCAGCUGGAGGCCAGCCGCGGCGGCAAGGAGGGCAACAACGCCUUCCUGCAGGACCCCCAGCCGCGUGCCGACUCCUUCCGCACCUAUUUCUCAUUCGCUGCGCAGCGCUGCUCCGUGGCGGCGCUGCAGAUGAUGGCAGCCACGCCCGACCCUGCCGCACCCGCGUACCUGAAGCCGCGCGACCCCGCCCACCCUGUGCCCUCGCGCCUCGCGCAGUGCCUUGAGCUCGCAGGGGGCGGCUUGGUGUACGAGGCGGCAGAGGCGGGGAACCUCCCCGCGGCGGCGCACCUCCUGCGCCUCUGCCGCGGCGCCGAUGGCAGCGGCGAUUCGAGCUACGGCUUUAACUCGGUGCACGAGCUGGCAGUGGGGCCGGCGGACGGCAGGCUGGGUGUGGAGGUGCGGGCGGGGUCGGUGCUGAAGCAGUCGGGGUAUGGCAACCAGCAGGUGACCCCCGUGCACCUGGCGGCCCUGCAGCCCGACGCAAGGCUGCUGCAGCAGCUGGUGGCGCGCGCGGGGCCGCUGGCGCUGCACGUGGCGGACGGCAAGGGGCGCAAGCCGAUCCACUUUGCGGCGGUGGCAGGGGGCAGUGCGGCGUGUCUGGAGUGGCUGCUGAAGCAGGGGGUGAGCGCAGAGGAGAAGGACCGCCAGGGCCACACGCCCCUGCGCCGCGCAUUGGCGUUUGGGCGCCCGCACGCCGCCCGCCUGCUGCUGCCAAAGGAGGCUGCAGGGGACACCAACGGCACGGCGGAGGAGGGAGAAGCUGACGGGACAGUGGCAGGGGCUCGAGUGAGUUUGGUGGACCUGGUGCUCAACACUCCGUUGGACAAGCGCACGCCACAGACGCUGCUUCACGUGACGGCGUGGGAGUGCCUCUACAUGAAGCCCAACGUGGCUGCUGAGGUCUUGGAGCUCCUCAUCCGUGCGGGCGGUGACCCCCUCUUGCCUUCCAAGGACAAAAAGCUCACUGUGCUGCACAUUCUCUCUGCGCUCGGGCUGGACGCGGCGGUGGAGAGGGUUCUCUCGCUGGUGGCAGGGGGGAGCGACGGGGAGGCACGGGUGGUGAAGCUGCUGCUGAUGCCGGAUAAACUGAAGCGCAACGCGCUCGUCUUGGCGGCGCGCAACUCCCAGUUCGCGGUGCUGCGGGCGCUGCUCCGGCGCGGGGUGCCCCCUGACAGCGCCGAUUCGAGCGGCAACACUGCGCUGCACUAUGUGUGCGCGUACGGCUGCAAGGGCGCCGUGGACCUGCUGCUGGCGGCGGGCGCGGAUCGCAGCCAGGUGAACAUGUGGAAGCUCUCGGGCCUCUUCCUUGCCGUGCUCAAAGGCCACAUGGCCAUCGCCACUGCGCUGCUCUCCUCUGCUGCACCGCCUGCAUCCCUGCCAGCGCUCCCAGAGGCAGGUGAGGAAGGUGGUGCAAUGGCUUCCUCCUCCUCCUCCGGUGCUGGUAGUGGCAGUGUGAACGCGGUGGACUGCGACGGCAAGUCCCUGCUCCACCACGCCGUCACGCUCAAGCAGGCCGACCCUCACCUGUGCCUCUCGCAGGUCACCUUCCUCGUGUCUCACGCCAUCUCAGCUGCCGUGAAGGACGCCCGGGAGGGCCAGACUGCUCUGCAUGUCUUUGCCUCGCUGCGCCCAGCCGCCUGCCGCCUUGACCCCCGCAUCGCCGCCGCCAUUCUCUCGGCGCCCGGCGCUGACGUGGACGCGGUGGACGGCGAGGGCCGCACGGCGCUGCAGCUGGCGGCUGAGCGGCUCAACGUGAACGUGCUGAGGGCGCUCCUGCGAAGCCCCACAUGCAGGGCCGCUCUCACGCACCGCGAUCGCCUGGGGGUGACGCCGCUGCUGGCGGUGCUCCGAUGCGCGCCCCCUCACUUCACUGCCAACGAUGCCCCUAACAAGUACCGCAGCUGGUGGGGCGGGCAGCCGGUGGAGCAAGUGGACAAGGAGGUGCAGAGCACGCUGGACAGCUACUAUCGCAGGUGGGCAGCGUUCUGCCGCCGCCAGAGGAGCGCCAUGGCACUGCUGCUGCGAGCUGCGGUUGAGCGCUCAGCGGCGGCGGAGGGAGCGGGGGGGUGCGAGUGGGGGUGGGUGAACGCUCAGACGAAGGAGGAAGGCGACUCCGCAUUGCACCUGGCACUGCGCUCUUGCGAGCCUGCAGUGCUCCUGCGGCUGCUGCUGCAGGCAGACGUCCGGCCGCAUUUGGCCUUGAACCUGCGCAACAAAGCCGGCAUGACGCCUCUCGCAGCCGCUGUGUCUCGCACCCUCCUGAACCCCCACAGCGGAGCUGAGCUCUACACCAAGCAGGCGCGUAGGGUAAGGGACUCAGAGCACCCCACGCUCAAAGCCUCCAACCCCUUCCGCCGUACCGCCCAGGUUGGCGGAGGGGCUGGGGAAGGGGUUGGGGGAGAAGGUAGCGGUGCAAGCAGCCCCGUGGGGCAGGCCAGGGACUCUGAGGCGGAGCGGAGGGAUUUCGUGGAAUGUGUGGAUGCGCUGCUGGGGGUGGGGGCUGACGUGCACGCGCAUGCAGUGGCGCACGUGCGCAGGGCCGUGCGGUACGCUGUGAGGAGCACGGAGGUGAAGGCAGCGCUGCGAGACAAGGCGUUGAGCAAGGCUCAGCGGGACAUGCAGGUGAAGGGGGUGCAGGGGCACGUGGUGUUGGUACAGGAGGGGGAGAGCGUGCAGGUGGAGAGGUCUCUGGUCUCUCUCCUCAUGGCCAGCACCAGCCUACCAGCAGCCGUGCGCGACCGCUGCAUUCGCCAGCUGCUGGCAGCGGGGGCGCCUGUGGACGGGGGGUGUGAGCAGGACGGGUCGGCGCUGCACGUGCUGGCGGUGGUGAUGGGGGCACGCGACCCACUGCCACUGCUGGAGCUGCUGGCCGCCGGGGAGCAGCGGCAGCAGGGGCCGGAGGGGAAGGAGGGGGUGGAGCAGCAGGGCGUGGAGGGGCAGCAGCACGCGUCGCUGGCACAGCUGGCAUGCAAGACGAACCAGGACGGUGACGUGGCAUUCCUCUCCAUCAUCGAACGAGCGCUGCAGCUGCGCCUUCCCCCCGCGCAACAAGUGGCGGCGCUCAGCCAUGGGCACGUGGAGGAGGGAGAGGGAGAAGAAGAGGGAGCGGGAGAGGGGGCAGGAGAAGGAGAAGGGGAAGAAGGGGAAGGAGGGGGAGCAGAGGAGGGAGGGAGUGGUGAAAGCAGUGGCACGCACUCUUCUGAUUCCUCCCCUUCUCCUUCCUCCCCCUCUCCUUCCUCCCCUUCUCCUUCCUCCGCUCCUCCUUCCUCUUCCACUUCCGACUCAGCUUCCUCCCAUCCUCCCCCAAAGAAGAAGGCGGCAAGGAAGUAUCAGCUGACCAGGGAGGCGUUCCUACAUUUCCUCGCUCGCUUUCUGCAAGUGUGUGAGCAGGACGUCAACAUAAGCAAGGCGCCCCCUCGCCUCAGAACCUGGGGCAACGUGGAUCCCUCAGUCAUGCCCACCUUAGCGGCCAGAGCACAGCGCCGCCUUGGCUUCACUGCGCUGCACUUGGCUGCACGGGCCGGCGAGGAUGCCCUGUGGCUGCUGUCCUGGCUGCUGAAGCAGGGCGGCGUGGACCCCCUGCGCUGCACGGCCAAGGGCUCCACGGCCCUCGCAUGCCACCUGCAGCAGCGUGCUGACAUCAACGUGGUGCGUGCACUCCUGUGGGAAAGCGGGGCACAGCAGCAGCAGCAGCAGCAGCAGCAGCAGCAGCAGCAGCAGCAGCAGCAGCAGGCCCGCGCGUGGGACAACAGGAAGCGCACGCCCCUCAUGUUUGCGGUGCAGGCGUCUGCACUGACAGCGGGCAGGGCGGGCAGCACCAGCGAGUCAUUCGAGGUGGAGAAGGCGCUGCUCGACGCAGGGGCUGACGUGGCAGCGCGGGACGAGGACGGGCGCAGCGUGGUGCACCUCGCGUUUGUGCGGCUGGGGGAGCGCCACGUGGCAGCAGUGGAGGGCGAGUCCCAUCCGGCUGCAGGGGAGGAGCCGAUCGAGCUGCUCAGCAUGCUCUGUGCGGCUGUCACUGCUGCCGUCACUGCUGCCGGCGCAACCGGCUCGGCAGCACGGUUGACAGGUGGAGGAGGAGGAGUGGCGGUGGCGGAGGUGAUCGACGCGCCGGACCGGUUCGGGCGCACCCCGUUGAUGUACGCGUGCGAGGCGGGCGCGCAGAUCUGCGCCAACUUCCUCGUGCGGCGAGGGGCGGCUCUGGCGAGGACGGAUGCGGACGACAACGGCGUGUUCCAGCUGGCGCUGAUUGGCGGGCAGCUGGCGGUGUGCAUCAACCUGCUGGACCACAGCGGCGUGGACAUCCACCUCCCCGCCACCAACCACCGCAGGUUCCCCGCCAAGCUGCUCGCGCGCAUCGCACGGGCGGAGCGGCGGAGAAGGACGGCCGGGGAGUGCCCUUGGAUCGUGGAUGGGGGGGGGCAAGGGGGGCAUUGGUGGAAUGAUGGGGAGAAGGAUGAGGGAAAUGGGCAAGAGGAGGAGGAAGAGGCGGAAGACGAGGUGAAGGAGGCGGACGGGGGGGAGAAGGCGGAGGAGGCAGAGGAGGCGGAGGAGGCAUGGGAGGAGUUGGAGGAGGGUGGAAGUGGGGAUGGCCAAGGUGGAGUGGGGGGGCAGGGGAAGGAGCACAAGGAGGGAGAUGGAGCAGGAAUGGGCGGGGGGGAUGUGACCCUGGAGGAUGCAAAGGGGGCGGAGGGAGGGAUGGGGAAUUCUGAGCAGGAGCAGCAAGAGCAAGCGCGCGCGCAGAUUGCGCGUGCCAAAGAUGCGUACAAGGCGUCGUCGUUCCGCGUGGUGCUGGACAAGGGGUGGAAUGGGCUGGCGUACCUCAUGCUGGACCGCGGGGUGGACCUCCUCACUGCCAUCCAUGAUUGCCUCGCCAGUGCCAACUUCGCCCUGCUGCUCACGCUGCUGCGCCGGGCCCCCCCCGCCUCACUGCGAGCGCAGCAGCCGGUGUCACGCCGAACGGUAUUCCACCAGCUCGCCCGUGCCAUAGAGGCAGCGCUGGGGGAACCCACGGGACCAGCAGCAGCGCCAGCAGCAGGAGCAGCGGGACCCUUUGGAACAUCGGAUGCGCAUGGGAUGGGACCGGCAGAUGAUCCGAUUCGCAUGCUGCUGGCUGCCACAGACGCCCUCGGGCAGACCCCCCUGCACCUCGCGUGUGCCGCCGCCCUCACUCCGCUCGUGGAGUGGUGUCUGCGCAGGGGCGACCCCACCCUCGUGAACGCAUGCGACGGUGUUCGGUCGGUGCCGCUGCACCGCGUGCUGCAGGUGGGGGGUGGCGAGCUGCUGGCGGAUGUGUACCGCCUGCUCAGCGCGGGCGCCGAUCCCAACGUGGGGCGCCAGGAGAAGCUUCCUCUUGACAUGAGCGCCAUUGCCACUGGCAGCGGUGAGGCGGGCGGCGACGGUGGCACUGUGCAGCAGACAGUGCAGGCGGCGCUACGUGCAGAUGUGCUGGGGGAGGCGCAGGCGCUGCAGAAGCUGUGCACGCUGCCGCCCAUAGUGGUGGCGGUGAGGCGGCGCCAGCACUGCCUGGCGGAGCUGCUGCUUCGCUUCGGAGCCAACCCCAACCGCUGGGAUGCGAGCGGCCAGACGGUGCUCACGCAGGCUGUGCGGUGCAACGACCUGCGCAUGGCUACAGUGCUCCUGGGCGGCAAGUGGACCGCCCCACUAUCCCGGGACGAGGAGGCUGCCAGCUCAGCACUGAGCAAGCUGGCGGUGCCACGUGGCAUUGCUGUGCAGAUGAGCCACGUGGGUGUGGAUCUGAACCUGGCCCCACCCCCGUAUGCUCGCUCCGCAUACCACUCAGCUGUGGCGACCUUUGGGCCGUGCGAGGCAUCCUAUGAGAACGCACACCUGCUGCGCCUGCUGCACCGCCUGGCAGUGCAGGGGGGGGAAUCGGGGGAUGCGCCCUCGAGACAUGUGGCAUUCCGGUGGGCAACGAGGGAUGGCCGGGGGCACACGGUGCUGUACGACGCUGGAGCUCAGUCAUCAGGUGUCAUGCUGGGCGCCAUCAGAGAGCUGAUGAAAGGAGGCGAUACGGCAGGUGUGACAGGCACUGCCGUGACUACUGAUGGCGGUGUGCUGGAGGUAUUUGAUGCAGAAAUAGCAGCAGGGCGGGAGGGCGCCCAGAAAGCAGCGGAGGCAGGGGAGCGUUGGCUGGCAGAGGGGAGUGCAGGCGUGCGAGAAGGACGUGCGGUGGACGUGGUGGCGGAUGCCAAGGCGAUGCGGGCGGAGUGGGACAAAAAGCUGGAGGCGGCAGCGCAGGCGUGCGGCGCGGAGGUGGACGAGCACGCGGGCGACUUCCGUGCAACGUGCGGCGUGCUUGGGGACUACUCGGUGCUCAUGACGCGCACUGACGUGGAGUACGGGCGCUACGGCUUCCACAACUUCUACAAGAUGCAGCUGCUGCAUAAUGCGGCGCAGGACCUCUACAUCCUCUUCAACCGAUGGGGCCGUGUGGGUGACGAGGGCGAGCACCAGCAGACCCCCAUGGGCUCGCGGGAAGAGGCAGUGAAGGAGUUUGAAAAGAUCUUCAAGGCCAAGUCCGGGAAUGACUGGCAGAGCCGUGGGGAUUUCCAGCCAAAGCCGGGGAAAUACACACCCGUGCGGGCCCGGCCAGCGGGGAAGAAGAAGGCAGGGGAGGGCGAAGGCAACGGCGAAGGCGAGGGGAGGAAGAUCCCCAAGGGCCAUGUGGACGAGGAGGUCGAGCUGGUGCUGCCUCUGGCGCAGCUGAUUGCCAUGGAGAGUGGCUUGGGAAGGAGAGGAGGAGGACGAGGAGAGGGAGUGCAAGGGGAAGGGGUUGCUGCUGCUGCUGCACCUGCUCUUCCUGCUCCUGAUGCUGCGCUGCCUGACGCUACUAAUGGUGAUAAUGCUAUGCAUGCUGCUGCGGCUGCUCCUGCUGCUUCUGCCACUGCUGCAGUUCCUGCUGCCGCUGCUGAAGCAUCUGCAGCUGCAGAGCCCAGCCGGCUCCCCAAGGCUCUCCAGAGUUUCAUCCGAGUCAUCUGCGACGUCUCGGCGCUGCGAGCGCAGGCGCGCCGCCUGGGCGCUGUGGACGCGUACCUGGCGUUUGGGGAGCUGACGGACGACGCGCUGCAGGGAGGACAGACGGUCCUGGCGAAGGUGGGUGCUCUGGUCCCCCAGUAUGAGGCGGUGGGGAAGAAGAUCGACCAGCUGGUGGCGGAGCAGCAGCGGCUGAUGUACGAGGCGGAGGAGGAGGAGGAGGAGGGGAAGGGGGGGGAAGGGGGGGAGAAGGAAGAGGAGGAGCAUGGGGCACUGGAGGAUGGAGAUGAGGCGACGAAUGUGGAUGGGGCGGCGAAGAAGCGACGGAAGAGACGCCGGGUGUGUGAGAGCGAGGAUGGUGAGGGCGAGGAUGGUGAGAGGCAGGGAGUGGGUGGAGAGAAGGAAGGGGGGGACGGGGCGAUGGGGUUGGAGGGAAGCAAGGGCGGUGAAGGGGGGGGAGGUGAGGGACAGGGGGGCGAGAAUGAGACUGCCCUCGUGGCAAGGGUCAGCACGAGCGAGGGCAGCAACAGCAGGCAGUCAGCCCGAGAGCGGGUGGCAGAGGAGAUAAAGGCGGCGCAGGAGGUGCGGAGGGGCCUCAGCGAGCAGCUGGUGCAGCGGAGCAACGAAUUCUACCAGCUCGUGCCGUCCACGCAGCACACGCGCAGCCGCAUUCAGUGCAUCCGCUCCCGGGAGGACUUGCUGGCGCUGCAGGCGCUGCUCUCCAGCCUCGGGGAGCUCCAGCUGGCGCUCAAGAUGCUCAUCGGCGCACGGCGCCAGCUGGCGGAGGCGGCGGCCAGGCGGCGGGCCGCCAUCCACCCGCUGGACUACUGCUACUUGGGGCUGGGGGCGGCGAUGCGGCGCCUCGACCCGCGCACCCAGCACCACCGCGUGCUGUCGCGCUACGUGCACCGGUCGGCUUCGAGGGCGGAGAUUGAGGUGUAUGACGUGUUUGCGGUGUGCAGGGAGGGCGAGAGGGAGCGGUUCGACGCACUCCCCUCGGCCGUGCGCGCGCACCGGCAGCUGCUGUUCCACGGCUCCUCCGUGGCCAACUUCUGCGGGCUGCUCAGCGGCGGGCUGCGCGUCGCACCUCCUGAAGCGGACGUGUCGGGCUAUGCCUUUGGGAAGGGCAUCUACUUUGCGGAUCAGUUCCAAAAAUCCCUGGGGUACUGUGAUACGGCCACGCAGCACCAUGGGCACUGGAGGAGCCAUACUUACGAGGAGGAGGAAGAGGAGGAGGAAGAGGAGGAGGGGGUUGGGAGAGGACACGUCAUGAAGCAGACGCGCUGCCUGCUGCUGUGUGAGGUGGCCCUUGGGCAGUCACAGGCCGUCUCACAGGCCACGUACAUGGAGGAGGCUCUGCCGGGCUCGCACUCCACAUUUGCCAUCGGCAGAACCACCCCCGACCUCGCUCACUGCCUGUGGACCCCUGACGGCUGCUGCAUCCCUGCCGGCCCCAUCAUCUCUCGCAAGGAGCUGGAGGCGCACAAAGCAUCGAGGCCAGAGGAGUAUGGCCGUGUGUGCCAGUACAUCACUCCGCCAGCCAAGGGCGGCCAGCCGUGUGUGGAGAGGAACGAGUAUGUGGUGUAUAGCGAGGCGCAGGUGCAGAUGCGCUACCUGCUGUGUGUGGGGCCUCCGAGGAGCAGGAAGAGGAGGGGGAGGAAGGGCAAGUAGGUGUUGGGAGAAGGGAUGGAGAGUCUUGGGAGCCUUUGGAUUGUGCUCUGGUUGAAACCUUAUUUAUUUAUCUGGGCUUUUAAAACCCCACGGCAAAAUAGCAGAGGGGUAAUCAUUUGCGGGCAGGGCAGGGGCGAAGAGUUAGGGAAGACCAAACCGACACAAAAAAAAAUACUUUUUGUGUACAGUGAGUGCCAUGCGACGAGACGAGUUGUAGAAAAACGCCGAGUGAAACCAAAGCAGGC